Molecule: messenger RNA, 4133 nt
Organism: Oryzias melastigma (Indian medaka)
Lineage: Eukaryota; Metazoa; Chordata; Actinopteri; Beloniformes; Adrianichthyidae
Gene: skor1b
Product: SKI family transcriptional corepressor 1b
Exons: 8
Coding region: 726-2867 (713 amino acids)
Biological process (GO): negative regulation of BMP signaling pathway; negative regulation of transcription by RNA polymerase II
Cellular component (GO): nucleus; transcription regulator complex
Molecular function (GO): RNA polymerase II cis-regulatory region sequence-specific DNA binding; SMAD binding; DNA-binding transcription factor activity, RNA polymerase II-specific
Source: RefSeq, a predicted model, not a curated record
GUGGGGGGUUGGGGUUGACCCUCAGAGCAGCUGCUUGUUGUCAGGACGCGUGGAGGCCGUGAAAGCUUGUGAAGCCGUGGGAACCCAGCACGUGAUGAAGUCCUGCAGGCCGCAUUCAUCAGAAGACCCUGACUGGCGCGCACGACAAUGUGUCUGUGAGUCCCUGCUGUUUAAUCCCACUGCGGCCUCCUGCAGGCAGAAAAUCACUAACACAAGUUUGCAGGGAAGAAAAAAUCCACAAUAAUUAAUUGAAUGGUCCAGACAAAUAAAAGACGUGUUUUAAAUGAAAUAAUCUCGUGCGUCUUUUCAUCCACGCGCGCCCCUCAGGCUGCCAAAGGACCAAACAUCUUCACCGGUCAUGAAUCUAUACUUUAAAGUGGUUGCCCUCACGAGUGGGAGUGCCUUAAGUUGUUUUUUUUUUUUUUUUUCCUCCUUCCUUACUCGUUUUCUGGCAGGAGGACAGCGCAGCUGCUGGUGGCGCAGCACAAAGCGUCCGCGCGCACUCCGAGCGCGCCGCGGAGAGAGAGGAGGAGGAGGAGGAGGAGGGAGGCGGCGCUGCUGCUGCUGCUGCACGGACAAGUGCGUCCCAUUCCUAAAGCAAACAUCUUUACACCCUUCAACGCAGAUCUGUCGCUCCCGCACUCGCUCGAUCACGCUCACUCGCGCUGUCACUGAGUUCGGAGCGGGAGCUGCGCGCGAACCUUAGAGCUUUCGGGCCUCCAAGGAUGGACUCCAUACCCGCGGGACGAGACUCCAAUUCCUCUCCAAACUCCAAAGAACUUUCGUAUCCAACCGCAAACUUGAAGCCCAACCAGGUCGGAGAGACGAUUCUGUACGGAAUACCCAUCGUGUCUUUGGUGAUUGAUGGCCAGGAGAGGCUUUGCCUCGCGCAGAUAUCGAACACCUUGCUGAAGAACUACAGCUACAACGAGAUCCACAACCGGCGCGUGGCGCUGGGCAUCACCUGCGUGCAGUGCACCCCCGUGCAGCUGGAGAUCCUGCGCAGGGCCGGGGCCAUGCCGAUCUCCUCCCGGCGCUGCGGGAUGAUCACCAAGCGCGAGGCCGAGAGACUUUGCAAGUCGUUCCUGGGGGCGCACUCGCCCCCCAAACUGCCAGAGAAUUUCGCCUUCGACGUGUCCCACGAGUGCGCCUGGGGGAGUCGCGGCAGCUUCAUCCCGGCCCGGUACAACAGCUCCAGGGCCAAGUGCAUCAAGUGCUCCUACUGCAACAUGUACUUCUCCCCUAAUAAGUUCAUCUUCCACUCGCACCGCACGCCGGAGUCCAAGUACACGCAGCCGGACGCCGCCAACUUUAAUUCCUGGAGACGGCAUCUGAAACUGACGGACAAAAGCUCCUCCACCGACAUCCUGCACGCGUGGGAGGACGUGAAGGCCAUGUUCAACGGGGGGAGUCGCAAGAGGACGCUGCCAGGCGGGGGCUCGGACUCCAGCUCCCCGUUGAAGUCGUCGCAAGGCCCCAACCACCCGCGCGACUCACCCGAGGUGCCCGUCAAGAUCCUGAACCGCGAGGACACGCGCGGCGCGAUGGCGAGCGCGCGCAGCUACCCGGUCAUCCCGGUCCCUAGCAAAAGCUUCGGGAUGCUGCAGAAGAUCCCCCCGCCCCUCUUCCCGCACCCCUACGGCUUCCCGGCGUUCGGCCUGUGCCAGAAGAAGGAGGAGGGCAUGAUGGGAGAGCAGAGCAAAGCCGGCCUGCCGGGCGUGCUGUGGCCCAGCACCAAGGACAGCGCCUACCACUCCUUCCCCAUGUUCUGGCCCGCGGCCGGCCCGCUCCCCAUGCCCCCGUACCCCCAGCCUCCACACAAGCCCCCACCGGAGCUGCUCUGUGCCCCCCGGCCCGCGGACGUGGACAUUUCCGAGAGCAGCGACCGCAGCACCAACACGUCCAAGGACAGCGCGGUGGACAACGAGCGCUGCUCCAGCACGCAGUCCGUGCGCAACGAGGAAUCCGGGGACGAGGGGAGGCCGCUGGAGGGGCUCCCGCCGAGGAAGAUCAGCUACGUGUCCGCCUUCAGGCCCGUCAUCAAAGACACCGACUGCAUCGCCAAACUCUACGGAAGCCGGGGCGCCUACAACGGCUGCCGCACCGGCUAUCUGUCGCCCGACUUCCUGAGCGAGAGCUCGAGCUACCGGUCGGUGUCCCCGUGCGUGGACAGCGACGGGGAGCCGGAGGUGGACGUGGAGACCCACAAAACUCCAGACGAGGAGGAAGAAGAGGAGGAGGAGGAGGAGAGCGCACGGCCUGCGUCUGCGGCGCGUCCUCCGAUGGCGCACGGAGCGGACUCGGACUCCAGAGGAGCGCAGCAGGAGGCGCAGGAGGAGAGCGUGGCCCCCUCCUCUGACAGAGAAGCGCAGAACAAACAGUUGACAGAGCGCCUCAUGCCCGCACCCUUCCCAGCUGUUUUUACGCCGGAGAGAGUCGAGCUGCAACAAAGGAGCAGUCCCUAUCAGUUCAGACCGACCAGUUACCUGACUGCUGUUCUCACGACUAAUGAUGAGAGUACAAGUAAAGAGGAGCCGUCUUCCACAGUGGAGGAGGUGGAAACCAAAUCUUUUAAUGGACAAAACAUCGAGGAGAACCAGCAACACACCAAUGAAGGCAAAGACGCUCCAGUCAGAGUUCUGGCAGCACAAAGAGACAUCCAAAGUCUGGCAAAAGAGGAGCUGCAGAAACAGCUGAUAGAACAAGUUGAGCUGAGGAAAAAACUGGAGCGGGAAUUUCAAAGUUUGAAAGAUAACUUCCAGGAUCAAAUGAAAAGAGAACUUUCCUACAGAGAGGAGAUGGUUCAGCAGCUCCACAUCGUUAGAGCCGGAGCUCCUCCAGCGCGCGGCGUGCUCGAACGCUGUUGAUUGUUGUAUCUCCUUCUUCAUAGAAGCUCACGACGCUUUACACCAUUUCUCCUGUAAGAUGCUAACACCCCGACACUGCACAGGAUCCUGCUCCUUCAAGUCCCCGCUGCUCCCACCGUGAGGCGCGCGCGCGCGCGUCUGCGGCAGCUUCCGGAGGGCGCGCGGGCAGCUCCAGAGUCUAGGAAACCUCCGCGUGAACUCUGAGCGACCGAACUGGAAAAGAAACGAGGAUGUAAUUAGUUGUAAUAUUUAAAAAAAAACGUAUUUUCACCACAUUUAUGAAACCACCCUACAUAGUAUACGUUUGUUUUGCUAAUAUUAUGCCAUUUUACUAUUUAUUUUUUUGUGGCAAAGUGCAAUGACAAUGUAUUUUGUAUGUAUUUGGUGUUUUGUUUAAUUUGACCAUCCAAAUCAUUGCGCCUUAUUUUCUCAGUGUUUAAAAUUAACCUAUUUAUUAAUUUAUUUUAUUUAUCUUUUUUUUUUAAUGCAGACAAGUAGCUGACAUUGAAUGUUAAGCACUUUAAGCAAAUGAUGGAAAUCACCCUAAAGCAUUUUGGGAAAACUUUAUUGACAAUUCAUUUGUUGCAGUCAAAUGUGUUUGAUUUUUAAGACUGCAUCAACACAGUAUAGGAGGCUAAUUUAAUCCAUCUGAAGCCCCGUAGUCUUCUUAUGAGUAGCAACACAUUCUAAUCAAAUUAGCUCAUUUGUUCCUGUUCUAUUUGUUUCCAUUGCCAAUAAAUAAAUGACAUUUUAUUGAAAAAUAUUUGGAUUUUUCAUUUUUAUAUCCCUUUGGUAAAACAUAUAGCUUGUUUUUUCUUUAAAAAUACAUUUCAAAUGCUUUAACUGUGUUAAAAAGAAUUUUGUUCAUUUUUAUUUUUAUUUUUACCUGAGAAAAAAUAAGCUAAAGUUAAAUAAAUGAUGUGUCCCUUAUUAACCAAUCUAUUUUGCACAGUAAGAAUUAUUCGGGUUUCAGAAACAUGAUAGAUGAGCCACAUAUUUAUUUAAGCAUCAAAUGUGGACAAAUACUAAACUAUCAGAAUCUUAAAAUCAACAUUUUUAAAUAUUUAAUCAGCAUAUUUCAGUAACUAGUAGACUAAAUGUGUAUAGUAUGAUCCAAACAAAUGCCUAAUAGAAAACCUAGGUGACAAUUCAUUGUGGGUUAUAACAUUGUUUAUCUUAGAGGGGAAAAAAUAAUGCUUUAAACGCUUGUAAUACCUUUCUGUUUGUUUAGCCCUUCUUGUUGUAACCCUCCAUAAAUCAGCUUGU